ACCCACAUAUGUUGACUCGACAGCAUCAAACGACAAAAAGGCACUGUUUCCCUUUUCGUGACUUUCUCAAACUCCAUACAACACACUGCUUCUGCUUUUAUUUUCCUUUCUUUCUCCUUUCCUUUCCUUUCUCUCCAUUUUCCCCGUACCACCAUUAAAACCACUCCCAAACACACUCACACAGACACUCAAACGAAACCCUCGUCGCAAUGGCGGAGGAGGAAAAACACCAGCAGCUCCAACAAGAGCAAGACCCUCACAAGCUCUUCCGCUCCUACAUAGGCCUGAGCUUCUCCAUGUUCCUCGCAAUGCUGGCCAACAACUCCGUCCCGGCGCUGCAGGGCAAGGUACGCUCACUCUCCCUGCGCGCGGCGGAUGCGGCCGAGGAGCUCCGGCAGAUGAAGUCGCGGCGGCAGGAGGACUCCAAGGCCAACGCGCGCGUAGUGGAGAUCUUCGCCUCGCACCGGAACGCGUGGCAGGCGGAGGAGAAGCGCCUCCUGCACCAGAUCGACGCCGCGGCGGAGGAGAUCGCGCGCCUGCGUGGCCGCGUGGCUGAGCUCGAGGACGCCGCCGCGCGCGCCGAGAGGGACGUCGCCGAGCGGGACGAGAUGAUCGGGUUCAUGUCGCGGAGGAUCGAGGACGAGGGAUUGGGUGGGAGGGAGAGGGAGAGGGAGAGGGAGGUGUACGGUAAGAAGAGUGAAGAGUGGUUUCAAAAAGAAGAAGAUGAAAUGGUGGGGUCCACUGCUAGGAGCUUGGAAGAAGAGGUCGAGGUUAUCUAUGAAGAACAACAUAGUCAGCAUUUUGGGAACAAUAAUGGCUUUGAUUCAGAGUUUAUGGCCUCUGCUUCUAAGUUCUGGGCUGAGAAAGCCUCGCUUUGGCAGGAUGUACAGUAUGAAUCCCUUGAAUCAAUGUAUAAUACAAAGCAUUUUGUUGCAAGAAGGGAGUCUCCCUGGAAGGUUGAUGGUGAUUCUGCUGGAGUUUCCUCUAAACUUAAAUUACUUGAACAGGACUUACUAAAUCUGGAGAAGAUUGGUAAGAAUCAUCCAUCCAAGGUGUCAUCCUUGAUUAAGAAGCAGGCAAAGAGAUAUCAAGCAAUUUCAGAAAAAAUUGAUGAUUUAUGCAGAAGAAUAGCUAAUGAACCCUGUGAACCCUCCCUCAGUACAGAAUUUCGAACGCAAACUCAAACGGAGUUUCUACUGGAAGCAUUUCGGCUUCAACAGGGGGCAUCUGAAACUGGACAGAAGCUAAUGGCAUUGCAAACUGAAAUUGGGAAGAGCCAUUACAGGGACGAGUUAAGCGAGACAACACCGAUCACAAGACGGUCUCUGGACUCAAUUAGGAACAACUUCAAAGAAAUCCAGCGAAAUCUGGAGAUAUGGUUGGCCAGAAUUAUUGGCGAUCUUGAGGGGAUUCUUGCAAGGGAAGGUGCAUCUCGCGUAAGAGAAUAUUACAUUUCUAGAUAUCCUUUUGUUCAAUAGAAUCUGAGAGCUGUAGGAAAAGCCUCACCUCUCACUCAAGCUAACAAGUUAUCUCUUGUGGGUAUUAUGUAUAUUGUUUCAAUUCAUAAAAGUGGUAGUUGGAUAUCCCUGUCAAAUGAAAUCAUACCACUGCUGCUUAUGUUGCUAUCUUCCUAAAUAUGUUUUUCUUCUCUUCCCCCA
Messenger RNA from Glycine soja, 1658 nucleotides. RefSeq lists its product as uncharacterized. The coding region runs from base 210 to 1478 and encodes 422 amino acids. The transcript has 4 exons. The record is from RefSeq and is a predicted model, not a curated record. NCBI's taxonomy places the organism in Eukaryota, Viridiplantae, Streptophyta, Magnoliopsida, Fabales, Fabaceae.